AUGACCGCGGCUACAGCAGCCGUGAUGAUAGAUAUAGUCGCGACGACAGAGGAUACGGUGGAGGUGGUGGAGGCGGACGAGAUGACCGUUACGACAGCAGUCGUGAUGACAGAUAUAGUCGCGACGACAGAUACGGUGGAGGCGGCCGUGACGACCGCGACAGAGACAGAUACAGAGACGACAAGUACGACCGUUAUGACCGUCACGAUGAUCGUCACCGCGACUAAACCCUCAAGAUGCAUCAACACAGCGCAUAUGGAUGGAUUCAUUGUU
Acytostelium subglobosum LB1 is the source of this 273-nucleotide messenger RNA. RefSeq lists its product as hypothetical. The record is from RefSeq and is a predicted model, not a curated record. Lineage: Eukaryota; Evosea; Eumycetozoa; Acytosteliales; Acytosteliaceae. The annotation marks the transcript as partial. The transcript has a single exon.